Jaculus jaculus (lesser Egyptian jerboa) is the source of this 2043-nucleotide messenger RNA. It is a transcript of the gene Foxd1, whose product is annotated as forkhead box D1. The transcript has a single exon. Lineage: Eukaryota; Metazoa; Chordata; Mammalia; Rodentia; Dipodidae. Gene Ontology annotation, biological process: regulation of transcription by RNA polymerase II; cell differentiation; anatomical structure morphogenesis. Gene Ontology annotation, molecular function: RNA polymerase II cis-regulatory region sequence-specific DNA binding; DNA-binding transcription factor activity, RNA polymerase II-specific. Bases 429 to 1985 code for a protein of 518 amino acids. The record is from RefSeq and is a predicted model, not a curated record.
UCGCCGAGCUCGGUUCCCAGACUCUCACGCGUCCCGUGCGCCCUCCCGGGCGUCCGACGGUGACUCGCCCAGCCGGGCCUCAGCCACCCCUUUCCGUGGACUCGGCCGGCGAGAAGCUCGGGGACGAUUGAAGGUCAAGUCGUCGGCGCCCUCCCCAGGGCCCGCGGGGCGUCCUGGCACCCGCGCGCACAAGGAGGCGCGCAGGAGUCGCCAAAUAGCCACGGCGCCGGACUCCUCCUCCUCCUCCUCCUCCUCCUCCUUCUCCACGGCGGCGGCCCGGGGCGCAGCCUCCCGCAGCCAGCCGGUGGCUUCCCCAGCGUGGCGUCCCCGGAGCCGCCCCGCCGCCCGGGAUUCGGGCUGGGGGGCCUAGGGAUCCCGAAAUCCAGCGGCGCCCCUAUGCGCCACCCAGCCGCCGCCGUGCCACAGCUAUGACCCUGAGCGCGGAGAUGUCCGACGCCUCGGGCCUCGCCGAGGAGACAGACAUCGACGUGGUGGGGGAGGGCGAGGACGACGACGACGACGAGGAGGAAGAGGACGACGACGAGGGCGGAGGCGGCGGCGGCGGUGACGGUGCCCGGUUGUCCGUGGUCCCCGGACAGCGGAGGCGGCGACGGCGCUCUUACGCCGGCGAGGACGAGCUCGAGGAUCUGGACGAGGAUGACGACGAUGACAUCUUGCUGACCCCGAGGGCCGGAGGUGCCCCGGUGCCCUCGGGUCCCGAGACCGUAGCGGGGAGCGGGACCGGAGGUGUCGGGGGUCCGGGUCCCGGGGCUGGCGGCGGCGGCGGCGGAGGAGGCGGUGGCGGCGGCGGUGGAGGAGGAGGAGGAGGAGGAGGAGGCGGCGGCGGCGGCGGCUCCAAGAACCCGCUGGUGAAGCCGCCUUACUCGUACAUCGCGCUCAUCACCAUGGCCAUCCUGCAGAGUCCCAAGAAGCGGCUGACGCUGAGCGAGAUCUGCGAGUUCAUCAGCAACCGCUUCCCGUACUACCGGGAGAAGUUCCCCGCCUGGCAGAACAGCAUCCGCCACAACCUGUCGCUCAACGACUGCUUCGUCAAGAUCCCCCGCGAACCGGGCAACCCGGGCAAGGGUAACUACUGGACGCUGGACCCGGAGUCCGCGGACAUGUUCGACAACGGCAGCUUCCUGCGCCGGAGGAAACGUUUCAAACGGCAGCCGCUGCUCCCUCCCAAUGCCACGGGCGCCGCGGCCGCCGCCGCCGCCGCCGCCGCCGAGUCGUUGCUGCUCCGGGGCGCGGGAGGCGCGGGGGACCCAUCGGCCGUGGCCGCCGCCGCCGCCGCCGCGCUCUUCCCGCCCGCGCCGCCGCCCGCGCACGCCUUCGCCGCCUACGGGCCCUACGGCUGCGGCUACGGCCUGCAGCUGCCGCCCUACGCGCCGCCCUCCGCGCUCUUCGCGGCCGCCGCCGCCGCCGCCGCCGCCGCCACCACCGCCGCCACCGCCUUCCACCCGCACUCGCCGCCGCCUCCCCCGCCGCCGCCGCCGCCGCCGCCGCACGGGGCCGCCGCCGCCGCCGAGUUGGCCCGGACCGCCUUCGGCUACCGAUCUCCGCACGCUCUCGGCGCCGCCGCGGCCACCGGAGCCGCCCUGCCCGCUCCUCUGCAGGCGUCGGCGGCCAAGGCGGGCUGCCCCGGCGCGGGGAUGCUGGCGCGUUCGCCCUUCUCCAUCGAGAGCAUCAUCGGGCGCAGCCUGGGCCCCGCCGCCGCCGCCGCCACGGCCGCACGAGCCUCGCCCGUGACCUCGUCGCCCGGGUUGGCAGCGUCCGGGCCGGGACCCGGCGGUGGCGGCGGCCCAGGCGGCUGCGCGGCCCAGGCGGCUGCGGGCCCGGCCGCCGCGCUCACCCGGUCUCUCGUGGCCGCCGCCGCCGCCGCCGCCUCGUCCGUCUCGUCGUCCGCCGCCCUGGGGACUCUGCACCAAGGGACGGCUCUGUCCAGUGUGGAGAACUUUACCGCUAGGAUUUCCAAUUGUUAAUAACGCUAUGUUUAAAAAGCACGGAAGGUAGGAAAAAUCCCCGGGGCACCCUCGGGGC